GGCGCAGAGGAGGAGCCGGACGCAGUGACCCAGGAGCCGCAGACCCUGGAAGACUCGGCAGCCGGAGAGGCAGGCUGCUCCCCGCAGCUGCAGGCGCUUCCAGGCAGCCCUCCGAGCGGAACCAGAGGCCCGAACCGCCCUCCCCAGCCCCGAGCCAUGAUGAAGACCUUGUCCAGCGGGAACUGCACGUUCAGCGUGCCCGCCAAGAACUCGUACCGCAUGGUGGUGCUGGGCGCCUCCCGGGUGGGCAAGAGCUCCAUUGUCUCUCGCUUCCUCAACGGCCGCUUCGAGGACCAGUACACGCCCACCAUCGAGGACUUCCACCGGAAGGUCUACAACAUCCGCGGGGACAUGUACCAGCUGGACAUCCUGGACACGUCCGGCAACCACCCCUUCCCCGCCAUGCGCAGGCUCUCCAUCCUCACAGGGGACGUCUUCAUCCUGGUGUUCAGCCUGGACAGCCGGGAGUCCUUCGACGAGGUCAAGCGCCUGCAGAAGCAGAUCCUGGAGGUCAAGUCCUGCCUGAAGAACAAGACCAAGGAGGCGGCGGAGCUGCCCAUGGUCAUCUGCGGCAACAAGAACGACCACGGCGAGCUGUGCCGCCAGGUGCCCGCCACCGAGGCCGAGCUGCUGGUGUCGGGCGACGAGAACUGCGCCUACUUCGAGGUGUCGGCCAAGAAGAACACCAACGUGGACGAGAUGUUCUACGUGCUGUUCAGCAUGGCCAAGCUGCCCCACGAGAUGAGCCCCGCCCUGCACCGCAAGAUCUCCGUGCAGUACGGCGACACCUUCCACCCCCGGCCCUUCUGCAUGCGCCGGGUCAAGGAGACGGACGCCUACGGCAUGGUGUCGCCCUUCGCCCGCCGCCCCAGCGUCAACAGUGACCUCAAGUACAUCAAGGCCAAGGUCCUCCGGGAGGGCCAGGCCCGGGAGCGGGACAAAUGCACCAUCCAGUGAGCGGGGGGAGGGGACGGGACGCUGGGGUGGGGCUCGGGCCGUGCCUUGCGGGAGGCGGCCCCGAUGCCCGCACCCCCUAAGAGACCCCCAAUGGCGGUCGUUGGCACCAGACUGGAGGACCCCAGCCUUGAACCUCUGAACCUUCUCUUGCCUUCCUGCCUCUUCCCUCUGAUUCCACGGAUCCCCCCCGGUCCCAGCUCCGCCGGGCGGGGACGGAUCUCCGCAGAGCAGGAGACGAGGCUGGGAGACAGCUGGACUUUAUGCAGGGACCCAAGUCGAGCCUUCCUGCCCUUGGGUCGUAAGAAAACUGAUGCCAGAGGGGCCAGGGCCCCUGCCUCCCACAGGGCCUCCUGGGACGGCGACAGGGUGAAAACAGAGCAGCUGGGAGAGCUCGGCUGUCCUGGCGGGAGACCCAGCCGGGCUCCGCUGGAAGCCAGGAGGGCCCCUGCACUCCCAGGCCUGACACUCGUGCCCUCUGGCUCAGCUGUUCCUACCCCUGCCCCCCACGUGGGCCCCGGCUG
Molecule: messenger RNA, 1478 nt
Organism: Eptesicus fuscus (big brown bat)
Lineage: Eukaryota; Metazoa; Chordata; Mammalia; Chiroptera; Vespertilionidae
Gene: RASD2
Product: RASD family member 2
Exons: 3
Coding region: 157-957 (266 amino acids)
Molecular function (GO): GTP binding; GTPase activity
Source: RefSeq, a predicted model, not a curated record